CAAUACUUUCUAACAUGGGGUUGCUGUCACUACUACUCUUUCUUGGCACACUUGUAGUAGCCACCAAUGGAUCACCAGAAGUGGAAGUUGUCCACCAAAUUCACCCUCUCCGGCCACAGUGCGGCUCUGCUGGGACCCAUGUUCAUGGCUUGUCGUGCCUGAGCUGGCGAUUCGGUGUCGAAGCUCACAACAUUAUUGACUGGAAAACAGUGCCACGAUCAUGCAAAAAAUACAUUGGACACUACAUGCUCGGCAAACAGUACCGGAAAGAUUCAAAGGCUGUUGUAGACCAGGCUUUGAGCUAUGCCCAGAGCCUCAAGCUUGCUGGUGACGGCAAGGAUGUAUGGGUCUUUGACAUAGAUGAGACCACUCUCUCUAAUCUACCUUACUAUGCUCACCAUGGGUUUGGGGUAGAGCUAUACAAUGCAACACGUUUCAGCAAAUGGGUGAAUGAGGGAAAAGCACUAGCAUUGCCAGAGAGUCUGAGACUAUACAAAAAGCUACUGUCUCUUAAGUUUAGGAUUGUCUUCCUAACUGGAAGACCAGAGAGCCAAGGAAAUGUCACUGCAAUCAACUUGAAGAAAGUUGGAUACCAUACGUUUGAGAAGCUCUUAUUGAAAGGAUCCGCAUAUACAGGGACAGCAGUGACAUAUAAAUCAAGUCAAAGGAAGAAGCUAGAGAAUGAAGGAUACAGAGUUCUUGGAAACAUGGGUGAUCAAUGGAGUGACAUCUUGGGAACCCAUAUUGGCAAUCGGACUUUCAAGCUACCCGACCCCAUGUAUUACAUUAGUUGAAUUCCUUCCUAUUAAUGAGUUGAAUAUGGUUUUAAUUUAAUAAAAUCAAAGCUCUACUUUUGUUAAUCCAGUCUUAUUCUCACGUUGAAAAUAAACACCCCAAUAAGUGAUUAGGCUUCACGGACUCAAUUACUCUCCAGUGUGGGUCUUGAGUUUUAUAUAAUUUU
Messenger RNA from Camellia sinensis, 961 nucleotides. RefSeq names its product stem 28 kDa glycoprotein-like. Lineage: Eukaryota; Viridiplantae; Streptophyta; Magnoliopsida; Ericales; Theaceae. The record is from RefSeq and is a predicted model, not a curated record. Gene Ontology annotation, molecular function: acid phosphatase activity.